Messenger RNA from Sphenostylis stenocarpa, 432 nucleotides. NCBI's taxonomy places the organism in Eukaryota, Viridiplantae, Streptophyta, Magnoliopsida, Fabales, Fabaceae. The record is from the annotation of a GenBank genome assembly.
AUGUCAGAGAUAACCUUCGAUCUGAACACAACCUUGGACGAUGAUCAAAACAACCCCGUCAAGGGAGGAGAUGGGGCAGGCCCAUGGUGGAAACACCCACCGGUUGUUGGGUUGAACGGCAUAGAUCAGAGCAGGGUUUGGGCCCUGGUUUCACCAAGAAACUAUAGAAGGCAGUCGGAAGAUUCAGCACAAACCCCUGAGUUCUUACGUGUUUGCUUUCUCUGCAAACGUCGUUUAGUACCUGGUCGUGACAUCUACAUGUACAAAGGUGACAGUGCUUUCUGCAGUUCAGAAUGCCGCGAAAAACAGAUGAAGCAGGAUGAGCGAAAGGAUAAUAAGUGUGGUGUGGCAUCAAAGAAACAAGUUGCGGCUACGCCUUCUGGGUCUCAUCAAGUUAGAAGUAGCAAAGGCGAAACCGUUGUUGCCUUGUAG